Messenger RNA from Sabethes cyaneus, 1327 nucleotides. Its product is annotated as ATPase ASNA1 homolog. Gene Ontology annotation, cellular component: GET complex. The record is from RefSeq and is a predicted model, not a curated record. The coding region runs from base 74 to 1093 and encodes 339 amino acids. Gene Ontology annotation, molecular function: ATP hydrolysis activity; ATP binding. Gene Ontology annotation, biological process: post-translational protein targeting to endoplasmic reticulum membrane. Lineage: Eukaryota; Metazoa; Arthropoda; Insecta; Diptera; Culicidae. The transcript has 5 exons.
CAAAAUUCUUCGUGGCGCUGGGUAGUCGUGUUGUAGAGUAAACUACAUAGGAACGGUGAAAGCUGUCGAAGAAAUGGACACCGACUUUGAACCGCUGGCUCCCAGCUUGGAAAAUAUAAUCGAACAGGAAACAUUGAAGUGGAUUUUUGUUGGCGGAAAAGGCGGUGUUGGCAAAACGACGUGCAGCUGUAGUCUGGCCGUGCAGCUGGCAAAGGUUCGCGAAUCGGUGCUGAUUAUAUCGACCGAUCCGGCACACAAUAUUUCCGAUGCUUUCGAUCAGAAGUUUACCAAGGUUCCGAGCAAAGUGAAUGGGUACGAUAAUCUUUUCGCGAUGGAGAUUGAUCCGAACGUUGGUCUCAACGAGCUGCCUGAUGAGUAUUUCGAGGGAGAAAACGCUGCGAUGAAGCUAAGCAAAGGAGUGUUUCAGGAGGUCAUUGGAGCACUGCCCGGUAUAGACGAAGCGAUGAGUUAUGCGGAAGUUAUGAAGUUGGUAAAAGCUAUGAAUUUUUCUGUGGUUGUUUUUGAUACGGCUCCGACAGGACACACACUGAGACUGCUAUCGUUUCCACAAGUGGUAGAAAAGGGUCUCGGUAAAUUAUUGCGGCUGAAGAUGAAACUGGGACCAUUCAUUUCCCAGUUGGGAUCACUAUUUGGUAUGCAGGAUUUUAACGCUGAUACAUUGACUAGCAAACUGGAAGAGAUGUUAACUAUUAUUCGACAAGUGAAUGAACAGUUUCGCAAUCCCAAUCAAACAACCUUCGUAUGUGUGUGCAUCGCCGAAUUUUUAUCGCUGUACGAAACCGAAAGGCUGGUGCAGGAGCUGACUAAAUGUGGAAUAGACACGCACAACAUUAUCGUCAACCAGUUGCUUUUCCGGCGGGAAGGUCAGGAACCGUGUGCAAUGUGCUCCGCACGGUAUAAGGUACAGGAAAAGUAUUUAGAUCAGAUAGCUGAUUUGUAUGAAGAUUUCCACGUCGUCAAAUUGCCACUGCUGGACAGCGAGGUACGUGGUGGGGAAAAAUUGAAAAAGUUUUCGGAGAAUCUUAUUAAACCGUAUUGUCCGAAUGGUGAAACAGCAAAGCAAAGUGAGUAGUAAGGCAAACAAUAGGUAUGACUGUGUGGUUCCUGGAUGAAAGUGAUUUGGGCGGUUGAACAAAUUAUCUCCAUGCUAUGCGUAAUAUUCUAUCAAUAAGCACCCGGGUUUUAGAGUUGAACAUAUUUAGUUGUCCCUAAACAUAUUGGAAAGCAAAACUGGUAUAUAGGUACUUGAAAAUUGUGCAAGAAGUUCCUUAGUAAUGGAUUCCAAUAAAUUUAUUAGGUAUGAUGU